This is a messenger RNA of Paramuricea clavata, 619 nucleotides long. Lineage: Eukaryota; Metazoa; Cnidaria; Anthozoa; Malacalcyonacea; Plexauridae. The record is from the annotation of a GenBank genome assembly.
CGUUGAUGAAAAAGAAGACAUCGAACUGUACAAUACGUACAACGAAACGAAAGCUUCUAUCGUGGAACGUCUCAUUCGUACUCCGAAGACCAAAAUGUGGCGUUAUUUUACUGCCAAGAAAACCAUGAGAUAUGUGGACAUGUUACCCGAUUUGGUAUAUUCUUACAAUCAUAGUGUUCACCGUAGCAUAAAAACAAAACCCGCGGAAGUAAUUGCUGAAAACGAAAAGAAAGUGUGGCACACUCUGUAUGAUCAUGACGCCGUGAAAAAUGUAAAGUACAAGUUUAAGAUUGGUGAUCAAGUUAGAAUUAGCAAGAUGAAACGAACGUUCGAAAAAGGGUACUUGCCAAAUUUCUCAAAAGAGAUCUUUAUUAUAAGCAAGCAAAUACCUCGCAAUCCUCCAGUGUACAAACUAAAGGAUCUGGACGGUGAAGAACUCAAAGGAACGUUUUACGAACAAGAGCUGCAAAAGGUGAUCAAAGAAGAUGACGUGUACGAAAUUGGGAAAAUCUUGAAGAAACGUGGACGUGGCAAUAACGUACAUUAUCUUGUAAAAUGGUUAGGGUACCCAAAUAAAUUUAAUUCAUGGGUAUCCGCUUCUGAAAUAAAUAAGAUUUAA